AUGAACUGUGGCGCUAAUAGUAUACAGAUUCUCUGAACAUCGCAAUCGGCCAGGAUGCCACCGAAAAAGAAUAAAGAAUCAGAGGUAAGGUUUUCUAUACUUGGAAACCAACACAUCGAUAGCUAGAUCUAGCAGCUGAUUAGAAAAAUCAAGCUCUAAAUGUGACAAAUACUGCAAAACUCGGUAUGGAAUUUCCAUGCACAUGUGCGCUACACUGUACUUAUCAGUGUUUCAUAUGCCACGCAACAUGUCGCAAAAAAUUUGGUUUGAAUGUAUAAAUUUUCUUUGAUUUUAAAAAAAGAAUCAGAAAGUAUUUUUGAUUUCCUAUUUAAUGUUUGUAAUAGGAAAAAAAUUGUAAGUCUGAUUACUCAUCAAAUCGCGUGAUUUUUUUUUUAUCGCGAUUUCAAGUUGCUUGACUACCAUGUUACAACUGAGGUAUUUUGAUUUUUUAACGCUCUAUUUUUCGUUAAACUUUAUGAUGGUUUUGCUAUGAAUCAAAACAAAUAAAAAAACUUCUUCUUUUAUGAUGAAAUCAUUUGGAAAUCCAUAGAGAAAAGAAUGAACGUAAUUAAUUUAAUCAGCGACAAUUAUCAGAUAUGUUCUGGAUGAUAUAAUGAAUUAAAAUUAUGAUAAUUUAUUUAGAUAUCAAUGUAGCCACGGCUAUUUGUUCCAGCGAGUGACUGACUUUUAAUUUCUCCUUAAAGUUUCACCCUUGAAUCAAAUGUAAAUGUCACAAGAAUAAAGGAAAUGAUCACCAAUUUAAGAAGCUCCUGACUGUCAAACAAAUUCUCCUUUUCAGAAUCAUUGGAAUGUAAAGAGAACAGUGUGGAGAAUUUGAACACUGAUGUUAGGUUGUAGACCUCCCUUUUCUUCCCUCAAACAAUUUCACUUUUCAAUAUCAGAUGGCUUCUUAGAAACUUCUAGAGUAUCCUUAGAACCCAUCAUGAUUGUUUUAAUGUUGGCUAAAUCCUUGUAAUAUUUAUCCACAUUGCAAAUGGUAAUUUAGUCUUGAUUCAGGAAUGCAAUGAUAUUUCUGGCUUAUCCCUAUGAACCACUCCAUUAAAUACUGCAUGUAAAAAUGAAUCAUUGUUUAUCUGAUCCUGAAGAGACUGUGAUCUAGCAGUUGAAAAGGGCAAGAUUAUACAUAGUACCCAAAAAUAAUAUUGUUGUGGAUCAUUUAUUUAAUAUUUGCAAAGGGAGGCAAAGGAAAAGGAAAACGCCCUGCAAAGAAAAACACAGCUGAUGAUGGUGAACCCAAAUCUAAAAAGGCAAAGAAUGCGGAUGUUGAAUCUGAAGAAUCCAUUGAGGAUGGGCAGGACGAUGGGGAUAUCGACUAUGCAUGUGCAUCUACCAGCAAGUAAGUGACUUAUGAUAUUAUCUGAUUACCCAGUAGAUGCUGCAGUGAUGGUAUUUUGAGUGAAACCACUGAAAAACUAAAGCUUAUUGAUGGAAAAUCCAAUAACCCAGUUUUAGUUCUCAAUACAUCUUACUAGUUAAAGCUUUUUGAGAAAAAUUGCUGGACAGUUUUGCUGACUUUGGGAAAUGACUGUAUUCCUGCAUGCAUGGGUGGAGUUUCUUAACUGAGAACUCCUGAAAAGACACAAAAAGUUUUAAGAACAGAACUACACAGUACGAUUAUUCUCUAUUCAGGUGAGAAAUCAAAACAGUGCUUUCAUUUAGGCUAUCAAAUAUGAGAACCAGUACUCUUUACUAUCAAUUCUGAUUGAGCUUUUCAGAUAGUCUAUCUGCUGUACCUUGGGUGGAAGAAAACAAUUAGAUAAAAAGCAACAGAAUAAAUUUUCAAUGGCAGUGUCUGAUGUGAUGUAUGUGCUCUUAAUAAUUGGUUGCCAUAGUGAUAAAGAAUUAGAAUUUGCCUAUGGUUAAGUUUUUUCUCUCUUUAUAUACAUUGCUUUAAAAUAUUUGAUUUGCAUCAUUAUUUUUAUUAAAAAUUGUCAUCUUUGUAGGAAGUGGAAUUUUAAAAUUUCAUCUUGGAAUGUUAAUGGAAUCCGAGCUUGCCUGGUAAGAACACUGUAUAAAUCUGCAUUUAUGUUUUGUGUAAUGUUUACUAGCAAGAGGUAAUAGUCAUUCAGUUGCAGAGGCUUCCAAAGUUACUGUUAAUAUUAUAAAAAUGCACCUGAAGGGUAGUGACUGUGCAAGAUGCAGGUUAGUAUCACAAAGUUGCAGUUGUAGACUAAAAUUAAGAAAUGUCCCAUAUGUUCACAGAAUAUAGACUGAAAUACUCUGGCACCUUGUCUAAUUAUCAUCUAUUACCACUUUCUUUUUAUAAACCGAAUUUUGUCUCGCAAUCAGAUUAUAAUAAUGUAAUUGUUGUAUGAUCCAUACAGCCCUGCAUCUGUAAUUCCAUAGAAAACCUUAGUGAAAGAUGAUGGGUAUAGUGCUGGGUGGGUUGACAUGAGCCAGUCUAGAAACAGCUGUCUGGCCUUGCACUCAGAGGCUUUGUUGCUAAAAAAUUAAAGAAAAGAAAUAAAAGAGAGUUAAAGAAGUUGCAUUUUUUGCUGGUUUGUGUUUUUAUUGUUCUGACUUAAAAAAACAAAGGAAAAUAUUUAUUGUAGAAUCUUUUUUGUCGGUUUUGGUGAGUGCCAAUAUGUUGUAUCCUAUUUAAGCUGAGACAAAAUUUUUGAAAUUUUCAACAUUUAGUGGUCAUGUGAUAAAAUGCUUAUUGACUGAGUUUGAUUGGCCUCAUGGGAAAAUAUUUGGCUCUUGAGUUUAGUUCUCUUUUGUGUGAGGACCAGUUAGCUGACGUUUAAGACUCGCAAAGUGUGGAAGGUAAUUUGAUAGGUAUCUCAAUAUCUUUGGUAUGAAUUUUUUUCCUUAUUUUUUUGCAAUAUGUAAAGAGCUACAAGGAUUUGAAUAAAAUACCUAAAUGUGUUACAAAUACUUCAUAGCCAAUUAGUGAAUUGCUUUUGGAUUUCAUUUUCAUUUUUUGUUUCUUUAGAAACAUGGCUCAACAUUGGCUUACAUGAAAAAUGAAGAUGCUGAUGUUUUUUGUAUACAGGAGACUAAAUGCCCAGAGAAAGAUAUUCCAAAGGUCCUUAGUAACCCAAAUUUUACUCAAAUCUGAUACCUAAAGUAUAUAGUUUAAUUAAACCCUUUAACUCCCAAGAACUCUUUAGUAAUUCUCCCUACUGUCUGCAAUAAAAUACUUAUGAUUUAAAUUUGGGGAAUUUGGCAUUGGAUCAAAUCGUAGUCCCCUGAUUGAGUUUUCUUCUUUAUUCUCCUCACUAGUCUGCUUGAUUCUGUGUUGAUAUAGUAAGGAGAAAUUCUGUCUUGGUCACUCAUGGGAGUUAAAGGGUUAGUUGUAAAUUUAAAGGGUGUGUGACUUUUGAUGGGACUUCAAAAUUUUUUGUGUGUUUGCAAGGAAAUACAAGUCAGAGAUGUCACCACCUCUUUGCCUCUGUCCUCAGAGGAGAACUAAUUAGAGAUAAGAAAGGAUAGGCAAGUGAAACCACAACAGGAGAGCCUCAAGAAAACUGACUGCUGUGGGAUCACAUUACUGAAAUGCAUAGAAAACAAUUUGACCCUAUAGAUGAAUAGCAGCAUGUUAUCAAAAUGUUAUUAUUCACAUUGGAAGUGUUGUCAUUCUUAUUUAAAUGAAAAUGCUUUCUUUUGAUAUCAAAUAUGGUGAUUAAUACAGGAGGUGAAAGUUUUUUUUUUUUGAGAUGUCUGCUAGUAAGUGCAAGAAAAUUUGUUGCAGUACAUCUUACUUAUAAAUAUGAUGAAUUUUGUUUCAUAACUUUUAAAUCAUAGAAUGAUUUCACUUUAAUUUUAACUUUAAAUUUUUAUUGAAUGUAUCUUUUUUAAGGAAAUAAAGCUUCCUGGAUAUCAUACCUACUGGGCAGAAGGACAAACAAAGGGGUACAGUGGAGUUGGGUGAGUUUCAUGACUCUUACAUGAAUUCAUAACUUAUUCUACUGUGUGAGUUUAUAGUGGUUUAAUUGGCUUGAGGUGACAAGGAGAAUGUUAUCUCCUUUAGGAUGAGAAGUUUGUCCUUUGCAGGUGACAAAUCUCCACCAUUUCAUCUGCACUGUGAGAAUGCGCAAUGACAUCACCAAUGCUUUACCAGCACAGCAGUCAAACGUAGGUCAUGCGCAAAGGGAUCAAUAUUGGCCGGCUGUGCACAAACUUCCCACGUUAUAUUACUAAGAAAACAUAAAAAACAACUGCUGUCAUGCGAAGAAACACAGAUACGUAAAAUAUGAAAAAGAAAAACUCAAGACUUCUGAUACACAAAGCUUAUUUAAUUACCGGUGUCAAGCUAAUAUAUCAUUUUGCGUGAAAUAAAAAGGUAUACGUUUUUCAAACACCGCGGCUUGCUGGCUUGUGUGAGACAACAUGGUAUUUGAUAGCCUGAAAGCACGCCACCUCGAGGCCACCUCUACAACGUUCACACAUGCGCAGACGUUUGACCUCUGUGUUGGCUUGAUUUGGGAUCUUUUUAUUUGGAGCUCACUGAGCUGACCAACUUUUAGACCGUAGUUUCUUUACCCAUACUGUAUCUAUUGAAUUAAACGCUGCCCUUGAAUAUAUAAACGCUGCCCUCGCAGUAAUGCCGUCCUCCCGUCAACUCAGCAUCGGAAACGCUAGAAAUGUUUUGAUUGCCGUGACAGGUGUUAACUUGCAAAAAUACGGUAAUGCUUCACAAUGUACGUACAGUUGUUUUAUCACUUACAUGGUGGUUAUUGUGUUCCUGCAGACUUUGCAGCAAAGUAAAGCCUAUAAAUGUAUCAUAUGGCAUAGGUCAGUAAAAUGAUAUACAGGUAUUCUUAUUACAAAACUAUACUUGAUAAAUCACUGACAAUAAUAUCAAUAUCUUUUCUUGCUCGAGAAGAAAUGGAUAAUUUUUGAGUCUAUAAAGUGAGACGGUAAGAAGAGGUCCAACUCAUUUUCAAAGUUACUCGACGUUUCCAAACGCGUGCUGAAAAUUUUCCAAGGCAUCUUGAAGAGAUCUGACAUAAACCUUUAAAUGCUUUCCCUUUAAAAUCAGAAGUCUCUGAGAUAUAUUUAUUUAUGUGAAAGUCCUAUAUUUUUAUGUCUGUUUCGAGCUAAGUUCGCUGACAAAUUUUCGAAAUUUGUCAGUCGAGGCUGUGAUGGGGCAAAAAUUUUCGAAGCAGGAGAAAACGUUAAAGGUUAAAACUUUUGAUCUGAGGACAGAGAAUAGCGCUGAAGCCGUGAGAGUUGGCAAGUAGAGUACGUAUUUGUCGUUCAUGUCCAACACUCCUGACUGUCUCUACAGGGAUCUCGGAGCAUGACAAUGAAGGACGAGUCAUUACGGCUGAAUUUGAAGACUUCUAUUUAGUAACAGCCUGUAAGUAUUUCAUAUCUUUGUCUCAUGGUAUAGUGUCUCAACUUCUCAACUCCCAAGAUUCAAUUAGUAAUUCCCCUUACUAACUGCCAUAAUUUUCCUUGUAUAUUAGACAGGGGAAUUUGGUUUCACUCAAUGAUAACACCCUCCAGCUGAUAAUCUUGUCUGUUCUCAUUUAGAUAUACCGAAUUCAGGAAGAGGACUUAAGAGGUAAUGUUGCUGUUUCUUUACCGUGAAAUCAUAUGGCAUCUGUAUGUAAAUGUUUCCCUUUAAAUUAAAUUUUGUUCUGUAUAAAACGCUCAAAAAUAUUUAGCCGUAUACUUUUGGGUUCCGCGAUUGAAAAUUGCAACGGAAGGUGCUUUCUACAAGCUAAAAAAAUAUCAUCGUUAGGCUGUAGAAUUUAAACUGACUUGCAGGUCGAUUUGACAUCACCGUAGUUUUUAAAAGAGGACAAAAAAAUGAUACAAAUUUGUUUGGCAACACUACAACAUUAAGGGAAUUUUAAUUGAGUCUCGAUAGUGAUCCGGUUUGCUUUGGAGUUACUGAAUUUUGUUUUGUGAUUGGUUCAGAAAACUCACGCCAUCCUCUCAACCAAUUAAAUGCAAAGCUGGAAACAAUCGCGACUUGGUCGCUCGCGUUUUCCCGCGCCUUAAGCAGUUUCCUUUUUUUCACUUUGUUCACUUCGAGUUCUCAUUGGCUAAUGAUGAUAUAAACCUUUGUUCUGAUUGACUGCUGGGAUUAAUUUGAUUUUGCUUUUCGAAAUUCAGUUGAAAACUGUUCUGAUUUGUGUUUAGGCUUGAGUAUCGCCAGGGCUGGGAUAAAGAUUUCAGAGAAUACCUUAAGGAACUGGACAAUAAGAAACCUGUUAUCCUGUGCGGAGACCUCAAUGUAGCUCAUAAGGAAAUAGGUAUGUAAUGCUUAUGGAGAUUCAUACUAUUGAGAGCAUUUGUUUGAAUUAUGGACCAGCCAUUUUUUAUCGCCAGGGGAGGUUUUUCGGGGUGGCGGAUCACACGGUUUUCAAGGGGGAACGGUGGGGAUCAGUCGUCGCCAACAGAGUAUCAGGAAGAAUAAAGAACCAGUGAGAAUUCAAAGUAAAAACAACCAAACUGCCUAAAACGCGGGAAAACGCGGGCGACCAAGUCGAAAUUGGUUCAAAUUUUGCAUCUCAUUGGCGGAGAGAGUGGCGUGAGUUUUCUGGACCAAUCACAGAGCGGAGUAGAGCAAAACCAAUGCGAUCCCGAAUUACUUUUCACACUUGAGUGAAAAUUGCUCUUAGCCUAUUAUGUUCAACACCAAUUGCUGUUUGUUUGCUUGUUUUUUUUUUAGAUCUAGCGAAUCCGAAAACAAACACAAAAACAGCAGGCUUCACCAAAGAAGAACGCCAAGAUUUCACUGAAUUGCUCGAAGAAGGUUUCGUCGAUUCUUUUCGUCAUUUUUAUCCCAACAAAACCAAGCAGUAUUCGUUUUGGUCUUACAUGAGGAACGCUCGCGCAAAGAAUGUUGGCUGGUACGUUGAAAAUUAUGCAAAGGUUAAAUAAGUUUUGUGUCGAAUCGAGAUUUUCUCACAGCCAUUUUGUGUUGCAGCUAUUUACAGUGUUUCGUUUUGUAGUAAUAUUGUAACGACGAACGUUCGUAUUUCCUCGUAAUGUAUUCAUAUUUUUUAUGUUUCGCUUCAAAGUUUUCCUUGAUUUGAAAUGUCUUAAACAUUUUAAUUUUUACUUUUCUCGUUUCAAAUUAACGCGCUUAUCUGAGACAAAUAAAAACAACAGUUAGACUGAUUUGGAAAACUUGUAAUCAAAAAAACGUUUAAACCAAUCUUUCGAAGUAAAAAGUUUUUCGUAGCUGCUGCACUUUUCUGCCGGAAACUUAGAACAUUAUCGACUUUGGCAAACAACUUGUGAAGGACACUUCCCUGAAACUUUUUACAAUUUCCUUGACACAACAUUAUCCCUAAAGGAGUAAGUUGGGAAUGUAUUGAUGUUAUGUGAACUAUUGUAAUUUCCUGACGGUGUACCAUUGAUAGCUGAAGUCAUUACUCUUUCCUUGUUGGAAACGGAAAACCUAAAACAAAGACAGAUUAACAGUCCAAUACCAAAACUUUGAAUACUUUAAUUUUAAACAUCACUAUUCAACUCGGCCAUGAUUUCACUAAGGAACGUCAGGAAGUCGCAUCCUUAAAUAAAAGUAUAGUAUUUGAUGUGGUUUGUUUUCUCUCAUUGUAGGCGCCUGGACUACUUUGUAGUUUCCGAGAGACUGGUGCCUAAGUUGUCCGAUAGUCUCAUCCGCAUGCGUGUUAAAGGGAGUGACCACUGCCCGGUUGUGUUACUGCUGGCCAUUUAGGCGCCACAGUGUGCAUGUUUGUGUAACUUUGCCGUGUGUCAAACAAUGGAACAAACCAUACCUCUGGGAAAUCUUUGGGAAUUAGCUUACUAUUGUAAUUAAAGUUUUAAUUUAGGAAUUUGUUACCGUUUUGCUCACAUUUGAGACAUUUGGAAACGCAUUUGUUAUGUUUUCAAUACAAAUGUUGUAAUUUUAAAGUAAUGUUAAAACACGUUUUUUAUCAAAUUGCUGAGUUAAGUAAUAUAAAGUAAAAUAAUUUUGUUUAAUAAAUUUUCACUGGAAUUCGCUGAGAGAUGAUUCCUUUUUGACUUAAAU
Molecule: messenger RNA, 7978 nt
Organism: Pocillopora meandrina
Lineage: Eukaryota; Metazoa; Cnidaria; Anthozoa; Scleractinia; Pocilloporidae
Source: the annotation of a GenBank genome assembly